AAGAAUGGGUCCCAGCAAUGAUCCAGUAGAUCACGGGGAGUGUCUGAAUGAUAAACAAAUUCAAUCCUAACUACAAAGAAACAGAAGAUCCUUCAGAAUAUUCGCCUAAUAUUCCGCUCCUUCCUCCAAUAUGGAUAACAAUUUCCUCCUCUACCUUUUCCAUCCCCACCGCCAAUCUAUCCUCUCCCUUCCUCAUUACUAUAUAUAUAUAAUCCUUUCCCUUUUCCCUUCAUUUUCCUCAUCAUCUCAAACGCACCUUUUUACAAAAUUACAAAUUCUAAAACACCAUGUUUACAGAAGUUGAACAAGGACAGCUUAUCGAGAAACUUCAAAUCUUCAAGAUCCAUGGCAGAGAUAAACGUGGCCGAAAAAUCUUACGCAUCAUCGGAAAAUUCUUUCCUGCGAGGAUUUUGAGUGUUGAAGUUGUGAACAAGUAUUUAGCGGAGAAGAUUUUUCCUGAACUUGAGAAACGUCCGUUUUCCGUUGUGUAUGUUCACACCGAUGUGGAGAAAAGUGAGAAUUUUCCAGGAGUAUCUGCUUUACGAUCGUUCUACGAUGCGAUUCCGGUGAAAGUCCGGGAGAAUCUGGAGGCUGUUUACUUUCUUCACCCUGGCCUUCAAGCUAGGCUUUUCCUUGCCACAUUUGGUCGCUUCAUCUUCAGCGGAGGGUUAUAUGGGAAAUUGAGGUAUGUGAACAGAGUGGAUUAUCUGUGGGAUCAUGUAAGGAGGAAUGAAAUUGAGAUGCCAGAAUUUGUGUAUGAUCAUGAUGAAGAUCUUGAGUACCGUCCGAUGAUGGACUAUGGUUUGGAAAGUGAUCAUGCUAGGGUCUAUGAUGGUGCACCUGCAAUGGAUUCCCCUGUUACAAUGUACUCAAUGAGAUGCAUCUCAUAACCUAAUUGUGGAUACCUUUUGCACUCUAAUGGCUUUUUCAUAGUUAGAUGUGUAGGAACCUUAUGGCUUUGUUCUUUUUCUUUUCUCCUAUCUGUUGGUUUUUUUCUUCUUUUGUCUGUAAAUAUGAUGAGGUAGAUUGUAAGCAGCUAGCAAGUGCUUUUUUUUUUUUUUUUUUUCCACCUUGUUAUAUAGUAGUGUCUAUAAAGAAAGAUGACAGAGGUUAUCAACUUUGAAAGCGUUGAUGAUUUCCAAUAUGAAAAAACCUGUUGUACA
This is a messenger RNA of Capsicum annuum, 1163 nucleotides long. Its product is annotated as ganglioside-induced differentiation-associated protein 2. NCBI's taxonomy places the organism in Eukaryota, Viridiplantae, Streptophyta, Magnoliopsida, Solanales, Solanaceae. The record is from RefSeq and is a predicted model, not a curated record. Bases 288 to 890 code for a protein of 200 amino acids. The transcript has 3 exons.